CAGCAACAACCUUGAUAGAGUCUAUUGCAAUUUAUAAAAACUAGAAUGUCUGUUACAGAUCUAUUAAGUGCACGAGAUGCAAUUUCUAAGCCUUCACUAAAUGUCAGUGAGCCCGUAACGAAUGGCGAUUUUAGCUGUGCUCCAGUUUGGUUGACAGAGAAUUAUAUGCAGACAGCAUUACGUGAAUUUUAUGCAGAGCAAAAAAUAAAGAUCAUUAAAUUGGAUGCUGAGCCAGCGCUUGGACGUGGUGAAAACUAUGGAGGCGUGCUGACGCGCAUAAGAACGGAAUUUACCAGACAGGAUGGCAGCCUACAAAGCGGUCAUUUUAUAGUAAAAACAUCGUUUGAAAGUGAUGAAUUUUCUCGGAAGCUCAUGGAACCUUAUGAUAUAUUCAGACGUGAAAUGACAGUCUAUGAACAGAUAUUGCCAAAGCUAAAGUCGCUUCUUUUGGAGAUUGAUGAUGAUGAGAAAAUCUUUGCCGAGACUAUGACCGUUGAUUACGACAGAAGUGCCUUAGUAUUUGAGGACCUCAAUAAGCGUGGCUAUGUAAUGCCAGAUCGAUUGGUUGGACUGGAUAUGAACAUGGCCCGCAUAGUGCUGCGCAAGCUGGCAAAGAUGCAUGCCACAUCAGCGGUUCUCAAUGAGCGUGAGAUUGGUUGCUUGGAGACCUUCGAUUGUGGCAUGUUUAAUCGUCACACGAAUAACUAUGCACCUUGCUUCGUUGGCAUGUUGGAGGCAGCCAGCCGAUGUGUAUCCCAAUGGCCUGGCUAUGAGAAAUAUGCAGAGAAACUCAAAGCUCUGGUACCCAUCUAUAUGGAGUUGGGCAAGCGUGUUUUCGAUGUCAGUCCGGGUAUUAAUGUCUUGGCUCACGGUGAUCUUUGGACCAACAAUGUACUAGUCAAGUAUAACAAAGCUACUGGGAAGCCGGAGGAUGUCAUCAUCAUUGAUUUUCAGUAUGUCGCUUGGGGAUCGCCUGCUAUUGAUCUGUUUUACUUUCUAAAUUCGUCACUGCAACUUGAAUUCCAUUUGCAUAAUCAGGAGGAACUCAUCAAGUAUUACUUUGAUAUAUUUUCCGAAACACUUCAAAAAUUGCGCUUCAAGUCGCACAUCCCAAGUCUGCACAACUUUCACUUGCAAAUGAAACAGAAAUCAUUUUAUGCCAUGCAUACUAGUCUUAUGAUCUUUCCCAUCCAACGCAAUGUGGAAACAGAGGACGCGGAUUUUAAUGCAUUAAUGGAGACUAACGAAAGGGCGAUUCAAUUUAAAAAUGCUUGUUACAGAAAUCCAGUGACCCAGAAUAUUCUUCGGGUCCUGUUGCCAGUGUUUAACUGCGAAGGAUUAUUGGACGCAGAUCAGUAAUUUUACCAAUUUAUAUUAAUAAUACAUUCCCAUAUAUAGCUGCUAGUCAGAUAAAACAACGCAAAAAACUUACCUAUGUAGCUGCUCGUUCUGCUUGAAGAGAUGCUGAAACAAUUGAUUUAUUUUAUAAAAUUAUGAUAUAUGUAUAGUUAGCAGAUAUAAGCAACAAAAUCAAAAUAAAUAACGAAAACUAACUGCAACUGACUACCAAUAAAGAAUCCUAUAGCCAGUCAUUUGUAUUUAGUCUUCGGUUUUAAUUUUAAUUUUUGAUUUAAAGCUUAGGUGAU
Drosophila busckii is the source of this 1646-nucleotide messenger RNA. RefSeq lists its product as uncharacterized. Lineage: Eukaryota; Metazoa; Arthropoda; Insecta; Diptera; Drosophilidae. The transcript has 2 exons. The coding region runs from base 46 to 1359 and encodes 437 amino acids. The record is from RefSeq and is a predicted model, not a curated record.